AUGGCGAGGCAAGCUCGAAAUGGGUCCACAGACGACUAUGACAUUCUGUUCAAGGUUGUCUUGCUUGGCGAUGCAGGGGUGGGCAAGACGUCCUUGAUGCAUCAAUAUGUGGACAGCAGCUUUGUGGAGGACUAUGCAAGCACGAUUGGCGUUGGCUUCAAGAUUCGAAGCCUUCGCAUCCAAGACCAAGGGGUGAAAAUGCAAAUCUGGGACACUGCAGGCCAAGAGCGCUACGCAUCUUUGAUUAGUGCGUAUUUUCGUGGUGCCCAUGGCGUUAUCAUUGUGUACGACGUGACAAAUCGAGCAACGUUUGAGAAAGUGAUUGCGUGGGCUGGCAAGGUGCAGGAGCAUGCUUCGGAUGCGGCUUUGUUGAUUGUUGGCAACAAGAGCGACCUGGAUGCUCCGGUGGUGCUGCCAAAGGAGGGGGACGAUCUUGCAGCCUCCCUGGGUGGCUUGUCAGUGCAGACAAGCGCUAAAAGCCACGAGACGGUGGAAGAGGCUUUUGAUGCUCUCGCCUCACAGAUGUUCAAAAACCGGCGUAGUGUUUUCACUUACGGACCUCCCCCCGCGAUGUAUGGACCACCGCCGCCCUCAGCGCGUCGGCGCUCAUGUUGUCACCACCUGGGCCCACCAGGCAACGCCUAUCACGAGGGUAGCCGCGACGAUCGGGGUCGCGUGGUGGAGCGCUCCCGGGCGCUUGCAGAAAUCCGGGCGGUGAACUGCGCAGCGUUCGCCGGGGAUGUGAGCAGGCCGCUGGCGGCCGCGGUCUACGACGCAGUGCCCCUGCUGCUGCGGGGCGUUGCGAAAGACGACGGAUCUUUUGGCCGCUCGCUGCGGCCACUGCAGCCAGCGGCGCUUCAAAGGCGCUUCGGGCAGAGGAACGUACCAGUGGCCCAGCUGAAGGACGGCUGUUCGGUGCCACCCUUCCGGACAAAGGACAUGAAGCUGGGGGAUUUCUUGGGGGCUUUGGCAAGUGAGCCAUGCAAGAACAUGUACCUGCAGCAGCUCCCUGUAAUGCAGCAUUUGCCUGAGCUAAAGGACUUGGGCCUGCCAGUGGAAGGACCCGACAUUCUUCGUGCGAUUGGCUUGGACAGCCUGGUGACCUGCACACUCUUUUGUGGCCCCGCCGGGGUGACCACAUCUUUGCACUUCGACCGUGGCGACUGGGCCAAGGCCGGGGAAAGAGCCGACGUGCACUCCUCCAUCGACAACCUAUUUGUCCAGCUUUCGGGCCGGAAGCGGUUCCGUCUCUUCCGUGCCUGCGACCAUGAGCGGCUCUAUGCACGCGGGGCAGGGGACAGUGCUCCCCACGUGUCUCGCAUUGAGGACAUUGAUGCUUGUGAUGCUGAGAGGUUCCCGCUCUUCCAGGAGGCCGCAGCGCGGAGCUUCGAGGUGGAGCUUGGCCCGGGCGACGCGCUCCUGUUGCCGCGCUGGUGGUGGCAUCAGACCACCGCCCUCAGCCAGGGCCACGCGGCGGCGGAGGCCAAGGCCAUCGCCACGGAGGUGGACCAGGCGGACAACGAGCUGCACCAGGUGAAGCAGGAAGUCACCAAACUCAACGUCCAGAUCUUCGAGCAGCAGAAUAAGGCGAAGCAGAUGCAGCUGGAGCUGAAAAAGGAGCAGCAGAGCUACCAGCAGGAGCUCAAAGAGAAGGCGGUGCGGGAGCAGGAGAUGCAGAACCUCACCGCCUUGCUGGCGGGCAAGGACAAGGCGGUGUCCACGCUGGAGGGCCGCUUUUUCAAGCUGCAGCGGAAGGCCAAGGCGGCAAGGCGGCUUCUGGAGAAGGAGGAGAAGAAGGCGAAGUUGCAGGAGCUCUCGGCCAAGCAGCAGCUGGCGGCUGAGCGCGAGCGUGCGGAGCAGCACGAGCGGGAGGCGUCCGAGGAGCUCCAAAAAGCGAAGGCGCAGCUGAAGGAGGAGGCUGAGAAAGCCAAAAAGGCCUUUGAUGAGCAGGUAAAGCUGGUGCAAAAGAAGCACCUGAAGGAGGUGAAGGAGCAGGAACAGAAGAUCUCGCAGCAGGUGAAGAUCGAGAAGGGGCAGAUCAUGGAGAAGGUGAAGCGCCUGGAAAAGGAGCUCUCUCACGAGCAAGAGGUCGCCAAGCAGCAGGCGGCCGUGGAGUCGAAGAAGGAGGAGCAGCUGCGGCAGGAGCUGAAGCGGACCAAAGAGGCUGAAGACCGCAAGGUUGCCGAGUACAAGCAGAAGAUGCAGGAUUUGGAGAGCGGCUUGCAGAAGCAGCGGGAGGCCUCGUCCGAGAAGGUGAGCGCCGCCAAGACGAAGCUGCAGCAGCUGCAGCAGGAGGUGAUCUCUGAGGAAGAGGCGCUGACAUCCAAGAAGAAUGAACUGGCUCACGUGGAGAAGGAGGUACAAGCCACGGAGAAGAAAGCGCAGCAAGCAGAGGCCGAGAAGCAUGAGCAGGAGAAGCAUCUGCAGGCGAAGCUGAAGGCAGCUUCCAUGAUGGAACGCCGGGGCAUGACCUCGCUGCAGCGCCAGUCUGAGCACCAGGCGGCCAAGCUGCGGAAAAUGAUCGAGGACGAAAAGGUCAUGGAGCGAGAGCAGGUGGCUGCCUUGGAGCAACAGAUCCAGCAGGCGGAGGCGGAGAAAGCGCCCAAAGAGAAGGCGCAGAAGAUGACCGGUGCCGCCAAGGUUGUGAAGGUGCACGCCAAGUUCCUCCACUCAAAGUGA
Messenger RNA from Effrenium voratum, 2679 nucleotides. The record is from the annotation of a GenBank genome assembly. NCBI's taxonomy places the organism in Eukaryota, Dinophyceae, Suessiales, Symbiodiniaceae.